This is a messenger RNA of Phyllopteryx taeniolatus (common seadragon), 3412 nucleotides long. It is a transcript of the gene ifitm5, whose product is annotated as interferon induced transmembrane protein 5. Gene Ontology annotation, cellular component: plasma membrane. The coding region runs from base 313 to 753 and encodes 146 amino acids. The transcript is spliced from 3 exons. The record is from RefSeq and is a predicted model, not a curated record. Lineage: Eukaryota; Metazoa; Chordata; Actinopteri; Syngnathiformes; Syngnathidae.
UACAGUUGGCGCGAUGUACCACAAAGAGUUGUAAUCCACAUUUAUUAGGAAAAGAAGAAGAAUCGCCACAGAAGAAGAGGAUUUUCCCCCAGAGCCAAUCAAUCUACGACGUCAUUCUAAAGUUCUGUCAGGCUCACCACAUAAUGACAGAGGUGCAGUAUAUGAAAGGCCCAUGCCCAUGUGUCGCCUCCCUUUUCACCGGCCCAUAUAAGCCUCUUGCUUGGGGGGCGGGGGGAAGUCUUCUCCACUCAAUCUCCUUGCUUGCUUCCCCAAAAGAAAGCCAGGCUCGAGCUGUGUCAACCGGACCAAACCAUGGACAACCAUUCGUACAACCAUUCUUACAACUUCCCCUCCGACUGCAACCCACUCACCAACUGCAAGUCUGCCCGCAAACCGGCGGGUUCCACCGUGGUCAACAUGGGCCAAACGGGCAAGAACCCGCCUCGGGACUACAUCUUCUGGUCUCUGUGCAACACGUUGUAUGUGAACUUCUGCUGCCUAGGAUUCAUGGCUCUCCUGUACUCCAUCAAGGCCCGGGACCAGAAGACCCAGGGUAACCUGCAGCUGGCCCAGGAGUGCUCCGAUAAAGCCAAGUGGUACAACAUCCUGGCGGCCGGCUGGAACCUGCUGAUUCCUCUCUUGGCCGUCGUCCUGCUCGUACUCCUGCUGGUCCACCUGGGUUCCUCUCAGGGCUCCUUCGACUUCCUCGGAGAAGACGGCCUACAGAACUUCCUGAAACUCUUCAGCUGGUAGACGGACGGGAUAAAACAACCCACCCAGUUUUCACACUCAUCGGCCAAUUUGAUUUGAUUUGAAGGAGAAGCGACACCGCGGCGUCAUUUGCAGGCAGUCCAGCGUCCUGGAGGUCUAGAUUUGUGCUGAGCCACCCAAUCAGCUUUCGGAUGAUUCUAUAAUGGCGAGUGAUGCGGCAGUACCACGAUAUACAGCAAACUCCCGCUAUGUGUGGGAUAGGGAAAAUCCACCAUUAAUUGACACUUACAAAAAAUGUUUGUAAUUGCAUAUAAGAUGCAACAAGAUGGCAGCAAAGUACCAUUUUUCUGUUAGACAAAACUAUGGACUGACUAAAUGAAGCUCCACCCCGCAGUUUAACAUAAAUAAGCGACUAGAUGCUGCCAAAGCAACAUUUUCUCAACAAAUAACAGAGGAUAGGUAGCCCAAAAAUCCGCAAUUAGUCAAAUUUGCGAAUGCCAAACCGCAAAUAUGCAGGGGUUCACUGUCACCAUGUUCGGGAGAAACAUUAGCACAGACAGCAGCAUUUAAAAAUAUUCAGGACAAAUUAGGAUCAAUGACCUAAAACCAAAUUUUGCAUUAUUUUUGUAUUGUUGCAUUCCUUAUCGUAGUAAAUUUUGAAGCUGCGUUUCUUGAAGUAUGUUCGUUGUUUUAUUUAUUGUAUUUAUUCAGGCCGGUCGCCUAUGAAUUACCUUCACACGACUUAACCCAAAACAUUUUUAUCCAUGACGACAACUUGUGAUUGGUCGUAGUCAGAUUUUUUUUUAAUGACGUUUUACCUAGCGUGGGUUUGUAAUUCAAAGAGACGCAGCUGAUUCAAGUAAGCAAUCAUUUUUGGGAGGAAAGAGAAACACUACAGUCAAAUUAUUGUAUGUAUUCAUUGUGGGCGGCACGGUGGUCGACUGGUUAGAGCGUCAGCCUCACAGUUCUGAGGACCCGGGUUCAAUCCCCGGCCCCACCUGUGUGGAGUUUGCAUGUUCUCCCCAUGCCUGCGUGGGUUUUCUCCGGCACACCGGUUUCCUCCCACAUCCCAAAAACACGCAUGAAUUGGAGACUCUAAAUUGCCCGUAGGUGUGAAUGUGAGUGUGAAUGGUUGUUUGUUUGUAUGUGCCCUGCGAUUGGCUGGCGACCAAUUCAGGGUGUACCCCGCCUCCUGCCCGAUGAUAGCUGGGAUAGGCUCCAGCACGCCCGCGACCCUAUUGAGGAGAAGCGGCUCGGAAGAUGGAUGGUAUUCAUUGUGAUAGCAUAUACAGUGUCCCCCAACAUUUAAAAUAUGAAUAUCUUACAUUUGCUAGGCAUGCAAAAUUUAUAUUGGCUUGUGUUGAAAAAUACAAGAUUUAUUCCUCAAAAUUCCAAUAGAUAACCGAUUUUACGAAGACACUAAUCUAAUUUCACUCAAAUUUUAGCAGCAUAGAAAAACAAGCACGAUAGCAAGUGUACUGUGAUUUUCUGUCUUCUCAUUGAGGGGGGGAAAACAAACAAACAUCAAAUGUAGAUUUUACACAACUUGUUAAAAUUUGAGAUCAUUUGAGCAAGAACUGGCAACGUUAUUAGACUAAUAAAUUGGGGGGGGAUACCCUGUUUGCAGUAUAUUAUCUUUUGUUUCCUUUCUUUUUUUUGGAUCACUUUGAAUAAAUCCGCUGAAGUCAGUGUUAUGCUGAACAAAAAAAAAAAAAGUUUGAAAACUCAUAAUUUAUUUUUAAACUUUUCAAGAAAUGUUUUCAAUUCAACUUGUUGACUCACGCCAGCUUCUCUGUUGACGUUUCUUGCUGCAUGCCUUUCCUUUCUAAUUGGACUGGACUCGAUGUAAAACCUGUAUUCUUGUGGUUCUGCCAGUGCACCUACACCCUGCUUUUAAACCGCCAGUUACUGAUCCCGGUAGGUUGUAAUUCCCAGGCGGGUCCGCUCCUUCCCUUUCAUCCCGGCCGUGUCCAAAUAUAUAGCUUUAGAUUACACACAGAACAUUUGCAAGCUGUGGGCCGGCCAGCUGAAGAGAGUUAGCUGCUCAGAGGAAGCUUGACCGACUCGUUGAAGCUAUGUUUACACGAUGUUCCCGGUGGCCACGGCAGCCCCCAUUUUCCUGAAACGUAGAGCGCUCUGGGAGUUUGGCCAUUUUUUUCCCCUUCGUAACACGUCUUGCUAAGAUUUCUCACGUUUUGUCAAGGCUUUUUGAGGAUGAAACGUGGACUUUGGCGCACAUUUGUGACCUCAUCCCACUCGAAAGAAGCUCCCCUGCCUCCCUCCAGAGUCGGCGUCAGCGCGGGGGAAACAUACUGCCUCUCAACAAAUGUCUGAUAAUAAUAGGUUCCUGUCAACAAAUAAUUCCCUCAUCCAUCUCAUGUACCUGAACUUUCCCAUUCCACUACGGACCGCCUCCACGUUUUGAUAUGGUUAAUACGGUUUGACUUUGUACUGCCACAUUCAGUUUAGUUCACGGCACGUCAGUUUGUCGCGUUGUCUCAUGGCCAUCCUCUUUUUUUCCACGGAGGACUGAAAUUGGUCCGCCGUAGCCGCUGGGAUCUUAGUAUACAUAAAUGCCUUAUAGCUUCACGUUUAAUGUCGAUGUCAGCAAAAUAACAGAAUUUCUCAUGCUUGUACAAGUCAAAUCAAGAAGUUAGCUGGUGUUAAUAGUGACAUGUAAAAAUAAAAUAUUCAUACUUAA